AUGGCAGCAGCUACAGCCCAGCCACCGUCUACCUCCACAAUGACUGGUAAUUCAGUGUUCUCAGCUCCCGGAUGGGUGAAAUCGUUCUACUCGACAUUCCCGUUAGUAGUGCUGGAGCAGGAGGACGAGGUGGAUUGGAAAGUUCGAGCUAAACAGGGGGGAGAUCACGCUGUUGAAUUAUGGAUACAUCCCCCUUCACCCUCUUCCGGCCAUCACCCGCACUCGCACUACCGAUCCUGGACAUCCUCCUCUCCUUCCUCACUUCGUACUCAACUAUUAUUCCUUCUCCGCGAGACAUCCUCAAACGUACCCGUAUCUUUUAAAUCAUGGUCCAACGAAAUAUCAGCUCCUGGAGGUAUUUUGCCUACGUUACAUAUCCUGAAUCAGGAUAGGUUGCUGGCGACUGAUGAGAUCAGAGGUUGGUUGGAGAGUACGUACCCUUUAAAAGGCAAGGGGAAAGAAUUACAAGGUCUUCCUUCUCGAGAAGCCUACGAUCGUGCGCUUGCCCUCUCCCACCUAAUCUUAGGUAAUCUCCUACCCGCCUAUCUCGCCUCUUUACCCACUCAACCGUCAAAUUUCCAUCUCCUAUUUCCUAUCCCUCCUCCACUUUCUGCUGGACUCACUACGCCCUUACCUGCUUCCCUAACGGGCGAUUCGAGGGAUAUAGAUACAGACGAAGUGAUAAGGAAAGGAGUAAAUGCCCUCGAUACUAUAGAAGUCAUCUUGGAAAACACGAAUAGUGGAUGGCUCUUUGACGCAAGACAUCCUACAUCGAUAGAUGCCCUGGUCACUUCCCAUCUGCACGUCAUUUACUCUCUACCUCCAUCGACGGUGCUACGGAGUAACAUGGACUCAAGACCGACUUUGGGUGAAUAUGUGGAUCGAGUAUUGGAUUAUGCUGAAAAGCGUAUGAAGAAGUAA
Messenger RNA from Kwoniella mangroviensis CBS 8507, 921 nucleotides. RefSeq lists its product as uncharacterized. Bases 1 to 921 code for a protein of 306 amino acids. The transcript has 4 exons. NCBI's taxonomy places the organism in Eukaryota, Fungi, Basidiomycota, Tremellomycetes, Tremellales, Cryptococcaceae. The record is from RefSeq and is a predicted model, not a curated record.